AUGGUGAUUCUUCCCUCUCCUUCACUUUGUUCAUCACUCGAAAAAGUUCAACUGAUGGUUUUGUCAGCUUUGGAAUCCGAUGUUUCAAUCCAUUCAACUUUAGCUUCUCCUUACGUCCGCAAUUCUCUCCCACGAUUCGAGAUGCCUGAGAACUCGAUCCCAAAGGAAGAAGCGUACCAAAUCAUCAACAACGAGCUAAAGCUCGACGGUAACCCAAGGCUAAACCUAGCUACCUUCGUGACCACAUGGAUGGAGCCAGAGUGCGACAAGCUCAUGAUGGAGUCAGUCAACAAGAACUACGUUGAAAUGGACGGGUACCCGGUCACCACCGAGCUUCAUAACCGAUGUGUCAACAUGAUCGCGCGUCUCUUUAACGCGCCACUCGGUGACGGCGAGGCCGCCGUUGGUGCCGGCACCGUGGGUUCUUCGGAGGCGAUUAUGUUGGCCGGCCUGGCUUUUAAGAGAAAGUGGCAGAACAAGCGAUUAGAGAAAAUGGGACGUUUUAACAUCGUUUCAAAAGAAAACGGCGUUCCAUUAGUCGCCCUUUCUCUGAAGGACAAUAGCCGUCACAGCGAAUUUGAAGUGGCGGAAAUGCUCCGACGUUUCGGAUGGAUCGUUCCGGCUUACACGAUGCCGGCGGAUGCUGAACACAUCACUGUUCUCCGAGUUGUGAUUCGAGAAAAUUUCUCUCGUACCUUAGCCGAGAGAUUUGUUGCUGAUUUCGGGAAAGUUCUUCAUGAGCUCGAUAUGCUUCCGGCUAGGGUUCACGCCAAGAUGCCAAACGGAAAAGUUAACGAUGUUAAGAAGACGGAAGAGGACACGACUAGGGAAGUUACCGCGUAUUGGAAGAAGUUUAUGGUUUUGUCAGCUUUGGAAUCCGAUGUUUCAAUCCAUUCAACUUUAGCUUCUCCUUACGUCCGCAACUCUCUCCCACGAUUCGAGAUGCCUGAGAACUCGAUCCCAAAGGAAGAAGCGUACCAAAUCAUCAACAACGAGCUAAAGCUCGACGGUAACCCAAGGCUAAACCUAGCCACCUUCACGACCACAUGGAUGGAGCCAGAGUGCGACAAGCUCAUGAUGGAGUCUGCCAACAAGAACUACGUGGACAUGGACGGGUACCCUGUCACCACCGAGAUUCAUAACCGAUGCGUCAACAUGAUCGCGCGUCUCUUUAACGCGCCACUCGGUGACGGCGAAGCUGCCGUUGGUGUCGGCACCGUGGGUUCGUCGGAAGCGAUUAUGUUGGCUGGCUUGGCUUUUAAGAGUAAGUGGCAGAACAAGCGUAAGGCUCAAGGACUUCCUUAUGAUAAGCCCAAUAUCGUAACCGGAGCCAAUGUUCAGGUUUGCUGGAAGAAAUUCGCAAGAUACUUCGAGGUGGAGCUUAAGGAAGUGAAACUGAGAGAAGGAUAUUACGUGAUUAAUCCUGAAAAGGCAGUUGAAAUGGUAGAUGAAAACACGAUCUGUGUCGCGGCUAUCCUCGGUUCGACGCUUGCCGGAGAAUUCGAAGACGUUAAGCUACUCAACGACCUUUUAGUCCAGAAAAACAUGCAAACCGGAUGGGAUACGCCAAUGCACGUGGAUGCAGCGAGUGGUGGGUUUAUUGCACCGUUCUUGUAUCCGGAGCUGGAGUGGGAUUUCCGGCUACCGUUGGUUAAGAGCAUAAAUGUGAGUGGUCACAAAUACGGUUUGGUUUACGCUGGAAUCGGUUGGGUUGUGUGGAGAACCAAAUCCGAUUUGCCUGAUGAAAAUAUCUUCCAUAUCAACUAUCUUGGCGCUGAUCAACCCACCUUCACUCUCAACUUCUCCAAAGGUUCAAGCCAAGUGAUUGCUCAGUACUACCAACUGAUUCGUCUUGGAUUUGAGGGAUAUCGCAAUGUGAUAAAUAAUUGCCGCGAAAAUAUGAUGGUGUUAAGAGAAGGAUUAGCAAAAACGGGAUGUUUUAACAUCGUUUCAAAAGAAAACGGCGUUCCGUUAGUAGCAUUUUCAUUGAAGGACAAUAGCCGUUACAGCGAGUCUAAAGUGGCGGAAAUGAUCCGUCGCUUUGGAUGGAUUGUUCCGGCCUACACGAUGCCUGCAGAUGCUGAACACAUCACUGUUCUACGAGUCGUGAUUCGAGAUGAUUUCUCUCGUGCCUUAGCCGAGAGAUUGGUCGCAGACUUUAAGAAGGUUCUUCACGAGCUUGAUAUGCUUCCGACCAAGAUUCACGUCGAGAUGGCUAAUGGAAAUGAGGCAAAGAAGAUGAGCACUGAAAAGUCAUGGUUCCUUACUUCCUUUCACGUUUCACGUUGCUCAUCGUUUUCUGGCACCACAUAUUUUCAAACUACAAACAAAAAUUAUUACAAAUUCUUCCUACUCAAUCUCUUUGUUCAUUUCAAACCCUCAAAUCAAAGUUCGACAAAGUUCCAAAUGGCUUUGUCUAAGACAGCUUCGGAAACCGAUGUUUCAAUCCAUUCAACUUUUGCUUCUCGUUACGUCCGCAACACUCUCCCACGAUUCGAGAUGCCUCGAAACUCGAUCCCAAAGGAAGCAGCUUACCAAAACAUAAACGACGAGCUAAUGCUCGACGGUAACCCAAGGCUAAACCUAGCCUCCUUCGUGACCACAUGGAUGGAGCCAAAAUGCGAUAAGCUCAUGAUGGAGUCAGUCAACAAGAACUACGUCGACAUGGACGAGUACCCUGUCACCACCGAGCUUCAUAACCGAUGCGUCAACAUGAUCGCGCGUCUUUUUAACGCUCCACUCGGUGAUGACGAAGCCGCCGUUGGUGCCGGCACGGUGGGUUCGUCGGAGGCGAUUAUGUUGGCCGGCUUAGCUUUUAAGAGAAAGUGGCAGAAUAAGCGUAAGGCCCAAGGGCUUCUUUAUGACAAGCCCAAUAUUGUAACCGGGGCCAAUGUUCAGGUUUGCUGGGAGAAAUUCGCAAGAUAUUUCGAGGUGGAGCUUAAGAAAGUGAAGCUAAGAGAAGGAUAUUACGUGGUCGAUCCUGAAAAGGCGGUUGAAAUGGUAGACGAAAACACGAUCUUUGUCGCAGCUAUCCUCGGUUCAACAUUAACCGGAGAAUUCGAAGACGUUAAGCUCCUUAACGACCUCUUAGUCGAUAAAAACAAGCAAACCGGAUGGGAUACGCCAAUCCACGUGGAUGCAGCGAGUGGUGGGUUUAUUGCACCGUUCUUGUAUCCAGAGUUGGAGUGGGAUUUCCGGUUACCGUUGGUUAAAAGCAUAAAUGUGAGUGGUCACAAAUACGGUUUGGUUUAUGCUGGAAUCGGUUGGGUUGUGUGGAGAACCAAAUUCGAUUUACCUGAUGAACUUAUCUUUCAUAUCAAUUAUCUUGGCGCUGAUCAACCCACCUUCACUCUCAACUUCUCCAAAGGUUCAAGUCAAGUGAUUGCUCAGUACUACCAGCUGAUUCGUCUUGGAUUUGAGGGAUAUCGCAACGUAAUAAAUAAUUGCCGCGAAAAUAUGAUGGUAUUAAAAGAAGGAUUAGAAAAAACGGGAUGUUUUAACAUGGUUUCAAAAGAAAACGGCGUUCCGUUAGUAGCAUUUUCUCUAAACGAAAAUAGCCGUCACGAUGAGUUUGAAGUGGUGAAAACGUUACGCCGGUUCGGAUGGAUUGUUCCGGCUUAUACAAUGCCCGCCGAUGCUGAACACAUCACCGUUAUCCGAGUCGUGAUUCGAAAUGAUUUCUCUCGUACCUUAGCUGAGAGAUUGGUCGCAGACUUUGAGAAAGUUCUUCACGAGUUUAAUAUGCUUCCGGCGAAGAUUCACGUCAAAAUGGCUAACGGAGAAGUUAACGGCGUUAAGAAGACCGAAAAGGAGACA
This is a messenger RNA of Thlaspi arvense, 3816 nucleotides long. The record is from the annotation of a GenBank genome assembly. Lineage: Eukaryota; Viridiplantae; Streptophyta; Magnoliopsida; Brassicales; Brassicaceae.